AUGGAUCGAAUCUCCAUCUGGGUACUCUUCAUUUCAGUCAUUCCCUAUAUCCAGACAGCAAAUUCUGAUGAGGAAGAAUUCCGGGGCUCACUGAUCCGCUUUUACAGAAAACUCGGGAGCAGCUAUAAUGCAUCCCGUCGUGUUUUAUCCUCGGAAUCAGAUCAGGCAAAAAGCCCCGGCAUCUCAACCGGCCAGCUUUUCAUGUUCUCAGGCUACUUCUUCGUGGGCCUGGCUCUUUUCCUUGUGAUCAUUAUCAGAGUUUGUAAAAGAAACAAGAUGAAAGCAGAACAAGCUGGUUCAACUGAUGAGAAGCUAGUAUCAGCUGAUCAUGGCAAUUUCUACAAGCAGCCCGAUAUCUGUUCAGGGCCUUCAGGCGAGUCGAGAACAGGCCAGUACCAGUCAGAAACCUCGGCUGAAAGCGGGAUGGCAUCGACAUCGGUGAUAGUCCUUUCGAGUCCAGAGGUGAACGGGCUCAGAUUUGAGGAUCUGCUUAAGGCUCCAGCUGAACUGGCGGGCAGAGGGAAGCAUGGAUCUGUGUACAAGGUGACAUGCGACCAGGGCAUGACUCUGGCUGUGAAGAGGAUUAAGAAUUGGGUGAUUUCGAGCAACGACUUCAAGCAGAGAAUGACAAGGUUGGAGCAAGUGAAGCAUCCAAAUGUGUUGGCAGCCAAGGCCUUUUACUGCUCCAUACAAGAAAAGCUUCUGGUUUACGAGUAUCAACCGAAUGGGAGCCUCUCCAUGCUUCUCAAAGGAAGCCAAACGGUGAAAGCCUUGGACUGGAGCUGCCGGCUUGGCAUAGCCGCCACCAUUGCCAACACGCUUGCUUUCAUGCACCAUGAGCUUCUCGAAGAUGGCAUCCCCCACGGAAAUCUGAAAUCCUCCAACAUUCUGCUCAACGCCAACAUGGAACCGUGCAUGAGCGAGUACGGUCUAAUGGAGUCCGGCGAUGGCAAUGAUGAAAGCCGACCGCCCGCUGUCACUGCCUCCAAACGCCACGCCGCCUUCAAGGCGGACAUCUACGGCCUCGGCGUGAUUCUCCUGGAGCUGCUCACCGGGAAGUCUGCAGUGCAGAACAGCGACGUGGACUUGGCCAAAUGGGUCCUGUCAGUGGUCCGGGAGGAGUGGACAGUGGAAGUGUUCGACAAGAGCCUGAUUCUGGCCGGAGCCAGCGAGGAAAGAAUGGUGAACUUGCUGCAGAUUGCCGUGAAGUGCGUGAACCGGCGGCCCGAGGACCGGCCGGCGAUCAACCAAGUGGCUCUUAUGAUUAAUACUAUCAAAGAGGAGGAAGAUGGAUCCAUGGUUAGGGAAACAGCUUCCGAGUAGAGCAGUUUGGUGGUGGGGAUGCAUGGAUUUUCCGCAUGUGGUA
This is a messenger RNA of Diospyros lotus (date-plum), 1366 nucleotides long. Its product is annotated as probable inactive receptor kinase At2g26730. Gene Ontology annotation, molecular function: ATP binding; protein kinase activity. NCBI's taxonomy places the organism in Eukaryota, Viridiplantae, Streptophyta, Magnoliopsida, Ericales, Ebenaceae. The coding region runs from base 1 to 1323 and encodes 440 amino acids. The record is from RefSeq and is a predicted model, not a curated record. Gene Ontology annotation, biological process: protein phosphorylation. The transcript has 2 exons.